UUCUGCGGCGUGCUAGCUGUCCUGAAGGUGCUGACAGCACAGAGAGCCAGCAAUCCGCUUACUGAGCGUUACAAUUAAACGGACUCUGCGUUUCAGUUGAUUCUUGUCAGAUCUGCUCAUUGCUCGACUUGCUAAAUAAGUGCAAAAGCAGCACGGCUUUCUCUGUGUUUUACAGACUUCACGGACGUUUUAUUAUUCGUUUGCUUAUUUUGCUCCGGAAAGUAUUUAAUGCAAGGACGUAUUCUGUGAUCAGAGAGGCACUUCGACUUCAGUAGACAUGUGUAUGAGAAGAGACUACCAAUUACACGUCAUCGUUACGGUGUUGGUUCUCGCUGCUGCGGUGACAAACACACAUGGACAAGAAAAUGUCAAUGCUGUUGGCCAGAGAAGAGUGGAGUCAGACAGCGGAGCCUUCACACACUCCCCCACACAGGACACAGCGAGUGAGAUCAACCAUUUCACCACAGCAUCCACCAUGAACGUCCCUAACCACCGGCCCGUCUUCAGAGGCUUCGCCCUCCAUGAACACCUGCUCACUAAAAACUUCCAGGGGGACCAGCAGUUCUUCACAGACCAUGGAGAUGUGGCAGGACAUCCUACAAUGCCUGGCUCUGUUUCCACUCUUGAGGCAGGAGACGCUUCGACUCGCCUCGUGCAACAUGAGGACACCCCUGCCUUCUCUGACAUAGCCACUACUGCCACAGUGGCUGCCACAACCCCCCUCACCAGCUCUGCUCCUACAACCCCAGGGCUACUGGUGAGCAUGGCUCAGAAGGACAAGCCAGCCGAGGACAAGGCCAGGGAGGCAGAGAAGGUGACAGUGACCACAGACUCCCUGACCACCCCUGUAGUGGCAAACACUGCCCCUACAGUCAGUGGCCUCAGACCCAAUGUCCCCCCCUCCCCGAAUGGAAGUCUCCAUAGUCAGAGGGCAGUUGUCACGACGGAGACCACCGUGGCACCCCCUGUGCUGACCACCUCAGUGAGGGUGGAGAAAGGGGAGUCCGAGGAACCAGGGGUAAAGAACAGGACAGGCCCUGGCAUCCAGCUCACCAAACUAACCGCAACAUCCACAGGAGAGGUGGAUGAGGGAACCACCACCACAACCAUCAUCACAACCACCACCAUUACCACCAUGCAGACACCAGGUCCCUGCACUGUGAAUUUCACUGACCCAGAGGGUCACAUUGAGAUUCCACAGCUGCAUUCCUCAGCUUCGUCGCCUGACCCUGGAGCGGACUGCACCUACGUGCUGACCGUCUACCUGGGAUACGGGAUUGAAGUACAGGUGCUGAACGUGAGCCUGUCAGAGGGGGAGGUGGUGACAGUAGAAGACAUGGGGGGACGAGAGCUGUCCAUCCUGGCUAAUGAGACCGUCCUGAUGAGGGGUCUGGUGGUGCGCAGCUGGAGCAAUCAAAUCUCCAUCCUUUACCGCAAUGACCAGCAGCCUCACUCUGGCUCCCUGCUGCUGCUGCAUUACCAAGCCUUUGUGCUGAGCUGUGCCUUCCCUAAGGAGCCAGCCAACGGGGAGGUAUCAGUGACUCACCUCCAUGCUGGGGGAGAGGCCUACUUUCAGUGUCUGACCGGCUACCAGCUGCAAGGCCCCACCAUGCUCGCCUGUCGCAACGCCACUACACCUUACUGGAGUGGCAAGGAGCCAAAAUGCCUGGCUUCCUGUGGUGGGAUGAUAAAAAAUGCCACGUUGGGCCGUAUUGUCUCUCCUGGUUUCCCUGGCAACUACAGCAACAACUUGACUUGCCAUUGGGUCCUGGAGGCUCCUGAAGGCCACCGGCUUCAUGUUCACUUUGAGAAAGUGGCUUUGGCUGAGGAUGAUGACAGACUCCUAAUAAAGAAUGGGAACAACAUUGACUCGCCUCUGGUAUAUGACUCCUAUGAGGUGGAGUACCUGCCCAAUGAGGGCGUGGUGAGCACAGGACGUCACCUCUUUGUAGAGUUCACCACAGACGGGACUGUGACUUCCACAGGCGCAGCCAUCAGAUAUGAAGCUUUUGCGAAGGGCACAUGCUAUGGGCCUUUUGUGAAAUAUGGAAACUUCACUAGCAGUAACACAGCUUGCGGUGUGGGUGCGGUGGUGGAGUUUGCCUGUGACCCGGGCUACACUCUGGAGCAGGGCUCAGUCAUCAUUGAGUGUGUGGAUGCAGAAAACCCCCAGUGGAACGAGACAGAGCCAGCCUGCAGGGCUGUGUGUAGUGGUGAGAUCACAGAUUCAGCCGGUGUGGUUCUUUCUCCAAACUGGCCCGAGGCCUACGACAAGGGCCAGGACUGCAUCUGGGGCAUCCACGUGGAAGAGGACAAGAGGAUCAUGCUAGACAUCCAAGUGCUCAAUGUGGGUAAGAAUGACCUGUUGACCUUCUACGACGGUGAUGACCUAACAGCUAACAUCCUGGGUCAGUACAGUGGCACCAGGUCUCGCUUCAGGCUCUACACCUCUAUGGCUGAUGUCACCAUCCAGUUCCAGUCGGACCCUGCUACCAACAUCUACGGCUACGGCAACGGCUUCGUGGUCCACUUCUUUGAGGUCCCCAGGAACGACACAUGCUCUGAGCUGCCAGAGAUCACUAAUGGCUGGAAGAGCACCUCCCACCCAGACUUGAUCCAUGGGACAGUGGUCACCUACCAGUGUUACCCAGGUUACGAGGUGCAGGGCUCUGAGAUCCUCAUGUGCCAGUGGGACCUGACGUGGAGUGGAGACGUCCCUCGCUGUGAGAAAGUGAUGACGUGUCCUGACCCGGGGAAUGUGGAGCACAGCCGGAGGAUGGUGACGGGAUCCCGCUUCAUGGUGGGAUCGACAGUGCAGUAUGUGUGCAAUAAGGGCUACUCCCUGUCUGGAAGCACACUGCUCACCUGCUACAACAGAGACUCAGCCAACCCCAAGUGGAGCGAGAUGCUGCCCAAGUGUAACCCUGAGAAGUAUGAGCCCUGCAGGAACCCUGGUGCCCCCUCCACCAGCGUGCAGAGCUUAGAGAAAGCCUUCUACCAGGCAGGGGAGACACUGAGCUUCUCCUGCCAUACCGGAUAUGAGCUGCAGGGGGAGCCCACCAUCCGCUGUGUCCCUGGACACCCGUCACAGUGGAGCGGCACACCACCCGCCUGUAGAGCAUCCUCUUUGCAGUAUUUGAAUGAGCGAAAGUUGGAUGUUGCUAGUCCUGAGUACGGUAUGGAGGGAACCAACAUUGCCAUCGCCGUUCUGAUUCCUGCUGCGGUUGUAUUGGUAGUCAUCCUGGGGAUUUACCUCUACUUUGCAAAACUUCAGGGGAAGACCAUCAGAAUGCCAACAUCAUCCCUGCCGCCAUAUGACAACAUGACAGAGGAGUCAGCCUUCAACAACCCAAUCUAUGAUAAAGGAGAAAAAAGAGAUUAUGAGGUAACCAUUUAGAGACCUUACAAGAGGAAUUCAACCGUUGCUUUUUGUGACCUCUCAGCUUUUCUGCGAUGACUUCAGCUCCUAUUCCUCACUCUUCUUCCUCUUCAUUCCCUCCUUUUUGUGGGCUUUUGUAAAUAUCCGUCUUUCCAGAGGACUUCUACCAGAGCUGCAACGGUGGUGGUUCAACAUGGUGUUAUUUUUGUAGAGCUUCAACACAGAUGGCCUUUCUUUAGAGUUUCUACAUUGUUUCUUUCAUAAGCCCAGGACUGGUUACAUUGUGGGGGAUAGGGAUACAUUAAGUUUAAUUGGUUUUUAAGUUUUACAUGAGAAAUCUGAAGAAUGAAUGUACCGAUAAUGAGUUGGCAAAGAUUUUGAAAUAUACACUAUACAUGAAAAAUACAUUAUGACCCACAGUUGACUGAACAUUGUCCAAAUUUCACAUUUACCUUAAGUGAAUAUUUUAAUUUUCAAUUUUGCUACUAUAAUUCCACCAACCAUGUCUACAGCUAUAUGUUUUGUUUUUUAAAUCACUUUGUAAAUAAACUGCCUGUCUAAUAUGAGGGUGUCUGAGACUUGACGAACCAAAUUAGUGUUUUGUUCAAGUUUGACUCACAGUUUUGUUGAGAGACAUGUCCUGUGCUAAAACAACUAUAAAAUACAUCAGAGAAAUGUAUAGACCACAGUGUUAAUCUCCCCUUCAUGGCAGAUAUAUAGUAGGUAAAUACUACUUGGCUAAACUAAUGUUAAAUCCCAACAGCUUUUUCUUGAGAGUAUGCACCAAUUUAAUGAAAAGGAGGCCAUCUAAAAUCCCAUCUUCUACAAAGUGCUGUUCUGUAAAGUACACAAACGUCAUGUACAUAAGAAUGCUCAUGGGCCACUGUCUACCACCCCUUGUCUGUGCUCUCCUUUGUUUCUGUCUCUCCACACAAGAAAUUGACUGCUUAAAGUAUUGAACUGCAUCCCCAACAUUUGUUGACGUCAAAGAACAUGUCAGAUAUUCAAACUAUGUGUACUUUUCUUCUCUUUGUAAAAUAAACAAUCCAUCCAGUCCAAUCUGAGUUUGCAAGUCACAACAGGUUUUAUUUUUACUGUUUAUCUUAAUUGUUGUCUCUAUAAAUGUUAAAUUGACUCCCUUUGGUAUCAUUGUGUGUCUUUGGUCAUAAACUUUGAAUAUAUAGUGCAAACUGAUGAUUGCCCAGCAAUAGUACAUUCAGAGUAAGUUGUAAGGUGGGUGUAUAUUUUAUUACUCAAAAUCUGAAUAAAAAGAACUGCAUUAACUGUGAAAAAUUC
Oncorhynchus keta (chum salmon) is the source of this 4675-nucleotide messenger RNA. Its product is annotated as seizure protein 6 homolog. Gene Ontology annotation, biological process: regulation of dendrite development; synapse maturation. Gene Ontology annotation, cellular component: dendritic spine; neuronal cell body; endoplasmic reticulum. Lineage: Eukaryota; Metazoa; Chordata; Actinopteri; Salmoniformes; Salmonidae. The record is from RefSeq and is a predicted model, not a curated record. The coding region runs from base 278 to 3397 and encodes 1039 amino acids. The transcript is spliced from 17 exons.